UGUAUUGCUCUCUGUUACAUCGCCGUCCUGUGUGUACAAGCGGUGUACUUCGCCUUCACCAACCCACUAGCCAUCGUACGUGUCUAGCGCCCGGCGUCCGUAAGUACCAGCAGUUCACCAUCCUAAUCCGUCGCGCAGGACGAGAACACACCACUGCACGACAUAUACCUCGCAUUUUAUGGAAUCGUCAUGGCCCUCGUGUUCGGGUCUUUUGGAUGUACCACAUAUACCUCACGACGUGCGUGCGCUUCCAGAUGGCGUGCUCACUGCUCAUCCCCACCUGACUUCCCCUCCCCUAUACAUACGCACAGGACGAACCAGACGACGCUCGAGAACGUGUCCCCCUUCCUCCUCCUCCGCCAUCUCCCGCCGCUCCCGCGCUCCUCGCCGGACGCGCAGUCCCUCCCCGACGCGCCUCUCGAGCACCAGCUCUCACACGCGCAGCGGCGCCUCGUGCGCGACGCGCACUUCCACGUCCGGGUGUACGACGUCGGCUGGUGGAAGAACUGGGCGCAGGUCGCGGGGUGGGACCGACCAUGGGGAUGGGUGCACAAGUUGCUGGUGGGGGGCGGGUGCAAGGGUGACGGGCAGACAUUUCCUAGGAAUCCGCGGGCGGACAGUAUGUUGCCCGCCUGGCUGCUGAGUUGUCUCUGUAGACAAGGACUAAUUAUUUCCGCGGACGUUUGUGCACUGACUAAUGGAUGUCUCUUCCCCGGCGACUACUCGUCAGCAGCGUCGCUGACUAUCUCUCUAUGAUGGCAGCUGCCAACUAUCCUGCGUGCUUAUAGAGCAUUCCCCCCAAGGGUAUGUUUGCAGUUAGUGCAGUAUCCUCAUUGCAAAUACCGGG
Molecule: messenger RNA, 847 nt
Organism: Fomitopsis serialis
Lineage: Eukaryota; Fungi; Basidiomycota; Agaricomycetes; Polyporales; Fomitopsidaceae
Exons: 2
Coding region: 190-756 (188 amino acids)
Source: RefSeq, a predicted model, not a curated record